AUGGCAUCGAACAGCAUCUUCGAUUCCUUCCCGACCUACUCGCCGACCUUCAUCCGCGACCCGAGCACCAGCCGCCGCUUCACACCUCCCUCCACGGCCUUCCCCUGCGGCGGCGGCGGCGGCGGCGGCGGCAAGAUGGGCGAGAACAGCGGCGCGCUGGGCGCGCAGGCGGCCGUGGGGCCCGGCGGGCGCGCCCGACCCGAGGUGCGCUCGAUGGUGGACGUGCUGGCGGACCACGCGGGCGAACUCGUGCGCACCGACAGCCCCAACUUCCUCUGUUCCGUGCUGCCCUCGCACUGGCGCUGUAACAAGACGCUGCCCGUCGCCUUCAAGGUGGUGGCUCUGGGGGACGUGCCAGAUGGAACGGUGGUGACAGUGAUGGCGGGCAAUGAUGAGAACUACUCCGCUGAGCUGCGCAACGCCUCGGCUGUCAUGAAGAACCAGGUGGCCAGGUUCAACGACCUUCGCUUCGUGGGCCGCAGUGGGCGAGGGAAGAGUUUCACACUGACCAUCACCGUAUUCACCAACCCCACGCAAGUGGCCACCUACCACCGAGCCAUCAAGGUGACCGUGGAUGGACCCCGGGAGCCCAGACGGCAUCGACAGAAGCUGGAGGACCAGACCAAGGCGUUCCCCGACCGCUUCGGGGACCUGGAGCGCCUGCGCAUGCGGGUGACGCCGAGCACGCCCAGCCCCCGAGGCUCACUCAGCACCACCAGCCACUUCAGCAGCCAGGCCCAGACCCCCAUCCAAGGCGCCUCCGACCUGAACCCUUUCUCCGACCCCCGCCAGUUUGACCGCUCCUUCGCAGCGCUGCCGACCCUCCCGGAGAGCCGCUUCCCCGACCCCCGGAUGCAUUACCCAGGGGCCAUGUCGGCCGCCUUCCCCUACAGCGCCACCCCCUCGGGCACGAGCAUCAGCAGCCUCGGCGUGGCCAGCAUGCCGGCCACCGGCCGCUUCCACCACACCUACCUCCCACCGCCCUACCCGGGGGCCCCGCAGAACCAGAGCGGGCCCUUCCAGGCCAACCCUUCCCCCUACCACCUCUACUACGGCGCUUCCUCCGGCUCUUACCAGUUCUCCAUGGUGGCCGGCAGCAGCAGCGCUGGUGACCGCUCGCCCACCCGCAUGCUGGCCUCCUGCCCCAGCAGCGCCGCCUCUGUCGCCACCGGCAACCUCAUGAACCCCAGCCUGGGUGGCCAGAGCGACGGUGUGGAGGCCGAUGGCAGUCACAGCAACUCGCCUACCGCCCUGAGCACGCCCGGCCGCAUGGACGAGGCCGUGUGGCGGCCCUACUGA
This is a messenger RNA of Eubalaena glacialis (North Atlantic right whale), 1299 nucleotides long. RefSeq names its product RUNX family transcription factor 3 (gene RUNX3). The transcript has 6 exons. NCBI's taxonomy places the organism in Eukaryota, Metazoa, Chordata, Mammalia, Artiodactyla, Balaenidae. The record is from RefSeq and is a predicted model, not a curated record. Gene Ontology annotation, molecular function: DNA-binding transcription factor activity, RNA polymerase II-specific; RNA polymerase II cis-regulatory region sequence-specific DNA binding; ATP binding. Bases 1 to 1299 code for a protein of 432 amino acids. Gene Ontology annotation, biological process: regulation of transcription by RNA polymerase II; hemopoiesis; regulation of cell differentiation. Gene Ontology annotation, cellular component: nucleus.